Oncorhynchus kisutch (coho salmon) is the source of this 8821-nucleotide messenger RNA. Its product is annotated as protein FAM135B. Bases 428 to 4942 code for a protein of 1504 amino acids. The transcript has 20 exons. Gene Ontology annotation, biological process: lipid metabolic process. NCBI's taxonomy places the organism in Eukaryota, Metazoa, Chordata, Actinopteri, Salmoniformes, Salmonidae. The record is from RefSeq and is a predicted model, not a curated record.
GCAUGCUGACUGUUAAUAUUCUCCCGAAACGAUGUGUCAACCACCAGAAAGAGGAUAAACACGAAGCUAAACCACGCGACAGGCCAGGCGCACCACUUAGACAAAUUGAACAUUACUGUCAUGUUGGGGGAAACGUAAGCUAAGCUAGGAGGCUGACUUCUAGUGUUUUGCACUGCAGAAGACGAGGAUACAGGGGCUGAAUGGAUAACCAUGGCAACAGCAGCAGGAGAAGCGGUGAGCAGCAGCUUACAGCAGCGAUAUAACCACUGAACACAGACAAGGCAUCAUACCUCCGUAGAUCUGAAAGGCAAGGGUCGCUGUAGGUUGUGAAGCCAAAGCCUUGUGGAUAUUAGACAGUGGUGGACACUGGUUAUUGCGUGGGGAUUCGCAGCGCAUCAGUGAGUAAGGGGAUGACCUGGAAAAUAUCAUGUCUGAAGUACAGGGGACGUUGGAGUUUUCUGUAGAGCUGAACAAGUUUCACAAUGUGGAUCUCUUCCAGAGAGGAUUCUACCAGGUCCGAGCAGGGCUGAAGGUCUCUCCACGUGUACCACACAGGUUGAUAGCGACAACACCAGGGAAUACAGGUGACUGUAGUUUCAGCUCUGCGGGGGUCCAUGAUGGGGUCCAUGAGGACACUACGGUGUUCAGUCGGAUCUUCCAGAUCCUCUACCGGAACGAAGAGGUCAACGUCGAUGACCGCAUGCUCUUCAAGGUCCACCUAUUGCUGGAUGGGGAGAGGGUGGAAGAGGCUCUGAGUGAAGUGGACUUUCAGUUGAAGCUGGAUCUUCACUUCACAGACAACGAGCAACAGUUAGGGGACAUCGUGACAGUCCCAGUCAUCAGCAGUAGGACCCUGGGUCUCCACUUCCACCCCAGGAGAGGUCUCCACCACCAUGUACCUGUCAUGUUCGACUACUUCCACCUGUCCGUCAUCUCUGUCUCCAUACACGCAUCCUUGGUGGCCUUGCAUCAACCACUCAUCAGUUUUGCCCAUACAGGGAAGGGUUCCUGGCUGGGAAAGGGCUCCCCAGAGAACAGUACUGACCCGUCAGCCAUGGGGGUGUCCAUGGAGAACCUGAUGUUCGGGGCUGGAUACUGCAAACCUGUCAUCACAGAGGGGAGUUUCUACGUCCCCAGUGAGAACUGUUUACAGAGAGCUCACACAUGGCAUGGUAGACUCUGUCGCCUCCUACUGGUGGUACACAGAGGCCUACGUUCCUACUACACCACGGUGAUGAAGGAGAUACCACAGCUGGACCAGGUGGACAUAGACGAGCUUCCUGUGGAAGAAACACUAAAUCUGCUCAGAACAGAAUUACAGCUGCAGGAGGGGCAUGAGAAAGUAGCAGAACAGAUCUGUAGAGACCUGACCCAACUCUGCUCCCAACUGUCGGCCCUGUGGACACGCUUCCUGGAGGCUGCCGUUCCCAACACACAUAUCCUGUCCCACCUGGCCCAGGAACACCACACACUCAGGGUCAGGCGGUUUUCAGAGGCAUACUUCUUCACAGAACACCCCAAAGAGACAUCCCUGACAUUUCAAGAGGACCUGAUCAACAGACACGGUCAGAUAGCUGUGGAGGUGCGUAGCUCCAACUACCUGACCAGGAUGCCACCGUUACCUGUAGAAUGCCUGGAUAUUGACGGAGACUGGAACAGCCUGCCUAUCAUCUUCGAAGAUAGAUAUGUAGAGUCUCCACGGUCAGAUUGGGGAUCAUAUAUACCAACACCUAUGUCCACCAGUGAGCAGGCCAUCCCCGACCCUCCUGUCACUGAUGCCAACAAUAGCCCUCCUCCCCUGAACCAGCUCACCAGCUCACCAGCAAUACCAACCCAGGAACCUAAAGACAGUGAGGACUGCAUGGAUAUGUCUACACACAGGUCUCUCAUAGGAGAGCAGAGCACCAGCAUUAUUACUGACAAGAUAGGAGAGACAUCAGACCCAGACAAGGCAGACACAGUCCAGGGAGAACCAGACCAGGGAGAGCCAGUCCAGCCAGGGGAUCCAGAGGAGCAGGCCAACGCAGAGGAGAAAUCAGAGGAGAGCCCUGGUUUAGGCCUGAGAAUAAUCAGAGUCAGGCCCACUGAUGUGGAUCCAUUCAGAGGAGAGGCAGUGCUAAUGAUCUCCUCCAACCACAAACAGUGUACGGACCCACAACAUACCUCUAACCGUGAAGACACGACUUGGAAAGACUUGGAGAACCACCAGGACAUCAUCACACAGAGAUACCAGAGCAUUAUCAGUACAGGAAUUGACUUGGAUGUAGAAGAGAAUGACAUUGCUAUGGAUGAUGACAGCAAGUAUGUUCCUCUGAGCCGUCUAACCACUUACCCCCAGGCUCCACUCAAAGAUCAUCCCCUCACGCACCCUCUACCUACGGACCUGAGGAGAGAGCUGGCCCACCGAGGGGUGGUGGGGGUGGGGGGCCCCAAGAUAAUGAACCGCUCCCCCUCCAUCAUCUCUGACUCAGGCAUCGAGAGUGAGCCCAGCUCGAUGGCCUGGCUCCUGGACGCUCACCGGACUGGAGGAGGGCGCCCUCCGGAGGAGAUAAUGGUACUGCAGCGCCUGGAGAGGAGACACCCAGCCCACCGCAGCUCCCUGGAGGGCCUGCAGACAGAGAGUGGAGCCAGUGGGGGCAGCCUGCCCGGCGGAGGGGGUGGCAGUAUGGGUAUCCAGGCCUCCCUCACCUCCAUCUCGUCCCUGCCCUACGAGGACGACGAGGAACAGAGGUACCAGCAACAGCUCAGUAAACUGACCAAGUCUGUCUCAGCUCCUCAGAUCUCCAGCCCUGAGGACACAGAAGAGGACCAGGGAGGAGCGGAGGCGGAGGUAGACACGGAGAGCGAGGGGACCAGCGGGUACCAGGACCAGGAGGUGGGAUGCUCCUCCAUCUCCACUGCUCCCACCCAUGUAAUGACUGGGGACUUGAUUAGACACCAGGAGUCCUUAUCCGGGGGAAACUACUCCUCUCUAGAGGACAUCCAAGAGGGAGAGCUGCCUGAGGUUGGUCUGUUGGACUGGGUAGCUGCGCCCUCACUACCCCAGCAUGUGACCAGAGCUCAUAUGGAGAUUUGUCAUGCUCUUAAAGAAACUCUUAGAUCUAAUGAAUCUGCUUUGCCAGUGGCCCUGUUAGACACUCAGGACAUGAAAGCAGUGUUAAGUGGCAUUAGUCGAGUACCGGAAGUCUUGCUGUUCCAACAGUAUGUUGAAUGCCAUGAUGAUGUGAAGGAUCCAGCUGUAGUCAGUCAGAUGGAGGAUAAGAAACAUCACAGAGGCGAUAGCCGUGGUGUCCCAAACUCAGUGGACCCAGGUCCCUGUGAAGUAGACUUCGCCCCCUGUAGCUGUGAGACAAAACCCUGUGAACAUGACAGCGGUGUGCUGGUGGAUGAUGUGGAGGAUAAUCCAGUCAGGAAUGACUGUCAGAGUCUCCAUCAGAUUGGGUUGAAUGACCUUGUUGACCAGGACCUACUGGAUCAUCAUCAUACUCCCUGCCAGAGCCUCCAUCGGGUCGGGCUGCGUGACCUAGUGGUGGUCUCACAGAGGAAGAGCCUCCAUGACCCCAGGCCUAUCCCCUCUAUCCCCAACCACACAGAGAGACCCAUCCACCUCAUAGGCCUUACUGUCAAUGAUAGGGCCAGGUCUGAUGACCUCAUAGGGCUCCCGGCCAACGAGCGAGAGCAGCUGGAUCUCAACGGUCAGACCAAGCCGGCUAAGAUUCCCAGUAGCUCGGAGUCAGGGUCAGGCUCGGGGUCAACCUCAGGGUCAGGCCUGUCCUUUAUGAACAGGAAGGUGGUGGAGGUGGUGAAUAUGUCUGUGUCCUGUGCUCCGACCUGUCUUCCCUUCUCCUCCGUCCUCCGGGACUCACCGUCCAUUAGCGGCAUCUCCACUCGACAAGCCGCAUCCCCCAUUACCCAUCAGCCUCUGGGGUCCUUCGGCAUCAUCUCCUCAUCCUCGUCCAACUCCCUGGGGACAGACGACGACACAAACGAGAGGAUGCUGCAUUUCUACAGGUCCAAAGAGGAUCUGGUGAAAGCCCUGGUGUUCCAGGCAACCCUGUACAGUGACCUCCCUCACCUGGCCUCCGACCUGCCCUAUUUCCCCCCUGAGGAGGAGGAUGAGGAGUUUGAGGAUGGCAUACACCUGGUUGUCUGUGUCCACGGCCUUGAUGGGAACAGUGCAGACCUUCGCCUGGUGAAGACCUUCAUAGAACUGGGUUUACCAGGGUCCAGACUGGACUUCCUCAUGUCUGAGAGGAACCAGACGGACACGUUUGCAGAUUUUGACACCAUGACGGACAGGCUAAUAGACGAGAUCAUCCAGCACAUUCAGCUGUACAACCUCACCGUCGGACGGAUAAGUUUCAUCGGUCACUCUUUGGGGAACGUGAUUAUCCGGUCGGUGCUGACAAGGCCUCGGUUCCGCUGCUACCUGGUCAAGCUGCACACCUUCCUGUCUCUGUCUGGACCACACCUGGGAACGCUGUACAACAACAGCACGCUGGUCAGCACAGGUCUGUGGCUGAUGCAGAAGCUGAAGAAAUCUGGAUCGUUGCUGCAGCUCACCUGCAGAGAUCACACCGAUCCUCGGAAAACCUUCCUCUAUCUUCUCAGUCAGAAACCAGGGCUCCAGUUCUUCAAGAAUGUGGUGUUGGUGGCAUCGCCUCAGGACCGAUAUGUUCCCUUCCACUCUGCAAGGAUAGAGAUGUGCAGGACUGCACUCAAAGACAGGACCACAGGUCCAGUGUACACAGAGAUGAUCAACAACCUACUCCAGCCGUUGGUGGGGGCUAAGGACUGUUGUCUGAUUCGCCAGAAUGUGUUCCACGCCCUGCCCAACACCGCCAACACUCUGAUUGGCCGAGCCGCUCACAUCGCUGUGCUCGACUCUGAACUCUUCUUGGAGAAGUUCUUCCUGGUCGCAGGGCUCAACUACUUCAAAUAGAACUUAAAACUACUUCAUAUAGUAAUUCAAACUACUUUAAAGGGAUACAUCAGGAUUUUCGACAAUGAAGCCCUUUAGCUAUUUCCCCAGAGUUAGAUGAAUUUGUGGAUUCCAUUUUUAGGUCUCUGUGUGCAGUUUGAAGGAAGUUGCUAACUAGCAGGAGCACAAUUGCAAACUAGCAUUAGGGCAAUGACUGGAAGUAUAUGGAAACUGCUAGCCUGCUAGUUGAUACAGCAGACUUCCAGUCAAUGGGCUGACUCCAGUUAGCAUUGGCUCGCGAAACUACCUCUGACUUCCUUCAUACUGGAUGCAUUGACAUAAAAAUGGUAUCCACUAGUUCAUUUGACUCUGGGGAAGUAAAUAAAAUGCUUAAUUGACCAAAUCCUGAAGUAUCCCUUUAAAUAGAGGCUCAAAUAUUUAAAAAAGUAGAACCACUACUUCAAAUUGAGCUGUAGCUAUAGAGAAACUGGCUCAGAGAGGCUCUAGGUGUAUAUGAAGACCUCUUUGUUGUGGUUAACAGGAUAGAAGGAUUUGGUGAGAGAAAAGGGGUUGCACCAUGACUAUGUACAGUGUAUAUUUAAAGUAUGUAUACCUAUGUUACCCCUGUUGUCAAAGAGGUGGUCAUAAGCUCUAUACAUCCCAUCCAUAUUAACAGCUGUAUACAAGUAUGUCAAGUGAAACAACUGACGUGGCGCACCGUGUGGCUCAUACUGGUGUUGCAUAGGCCUUAUGAACCCCUUCAUCCCUUACCCCUCAGUAUAUUGUACAACUAAUGUUCAUCCCAAAGCACUACCAAAUCAAGAACAUUUCAUUUUGGUAUGUAUCCUGACCUGAAGUGGCUAGUCUGAAUGAAUCACUGGACGAAGGAUCUACGAAUCACUGGACGAAGGAUCUACGAAUCACUGGACGAAGGAUCUACGAAUCACUGGACGAAGGAUCUACGAAUCACUGGACGAAGGAUCUACGAAUCACUGGACGAAGGAUCUACGAAUCACUGGACGAAGGAUCUACGAAUCACUGGACGAAGGAUCUACGAAUCACUGGACGAAGGAUCUACGAAUCACUGGACGAAGGAGUACAUGUAUGCAUUUGUUUAAAAAAAGAAGGAGAUAGUUGUUUGGAAUUUCACUCCGUAAUUGUAAAUGUUAUAAUACACGUAUCAAACUCCACAUAGAACUGUGGUGAUGUUAUAUUGUACAAAUGUUUCUUUUUACGAAAAUUAUUUAUAUAUCAUUUUAAAUGAUGUAUUUUAAAUUAUACCAUAUCCAUACGUUUGUCAGACUAUGACCAUUGUGUUGUGGAUUUUAUAUCAUACAAUUUCAACACGUAACAUGAAGGCCAAAUCAAGAGGUGAACCUUCUAUACAUACAAUGCCAGAGAAAGGUGGUCUAUAUAUUUCUUGUAUACGUUUAUAUACAGUAUAUUACAUAUCUAAAAUAGUGUAUGCUUGUUGAAAGCAUUUAUGUGUGUCCAUCAAACUGCUGAGUUGAGUUGAAGGCUUAUCAACCUUGUAAUGCCUUUGUGUUCUUUAAAAUAAGGUAUAUCCCAACUUCCUUCAUAAGCUAUUAUGUACCUUCUACCGACUAUAGUGAUCCUAUUGAGAUAUGAGUAUUACUACUACUACUAAGAUAUGAGUAUUUCUAUACUGAUAUAUGAGUAUUACUAUACUGAGAUAUGAGUAUUACUAUACUGAGAUAUGAGUAUUACUGCAACCGAGUCCAUUGUGUAAUUUAUCUUGGUUGAUUAAUAUUUGAAAUAGAUUUGAAAUACAGAAUCAUGAAGUAUGAAUCACUAUGGCUCAUAUCCCUUGGAAAUGACCUAUAGAUCUCUCUCUGAUUUCUCAUACUGUACGUGCGCUGCUUUUAGAGUUAGAUUUUGUAUGCAUUGAACCUUUAAUGUCGCUACCUUGUCUGUGCCAGGAACAGUAUAAUAAGGAGGGAGUCACCCUGCAUCCCAGAACAGUGUCUCUACUAUGGGCACUUACUAGUAGGUACUAUGCUUCUGUCCAUCGAGAUUAAAUGAAUGUUUACAUUUUCAUGUACCGACAGACCUGUAGUUAUUCUUUGCACUGGUUUGACUGACAAGUACACUUUAUGCUGGACGUUUACAGCAAGUAGACCUACAGAUACACUUGCUUGACGAAGUCCUUGCACUCCAACAUUGUCCUUCGUGUAUUGCUGUUUCAAUAGAUUUUGUACAUAUUCCGUUCUCCGCUCGCGGGUCAGCUUUCAAAGAUGUGUCCAUGCAGCUAGCGGCAAGCGACAAAGCUUGACCUUACUCGUCUCCUAUUGUAAUGUCCCAUCUCCUGGUGCUCUGCUGUCACUGUCAUUAAGCCCUUUCCUAGUGUCCUUGCAGUGCAAAAUGUGACAUCUCCAAGUCGUCUCCUGCGGCUGCUCUGUUUGCUGCAGUGCUGACUGGUAAGCAGAGUGUCACUGGGAUUGACUUUAAUUAAAUGGCUUCCGUUAAGACGUACGCGCACACACACACACACACACACACACACACACACACAGCAAUAGAAAGGGGGCUGGGUUGUUCCCGUCAGGACAAUGAGGGAAUGGCUGGUUGUGAAUGUCAGCAGUGUGGUAGAGCUAGCAGACUUCACGCAUAAUUUCCUUCUGACAUCCCUCUUGCCCGUUUGCUUUUACCCCCAAAAGGGCCAUGAUCUGUUUGUUUAAAGGGCCAUGAUCUGUUUGUCUAAAGGGCCAUGAUCUGUUUGUCCAAAAGGCCAUGAAAUGUUUGUCCAAAGGGCCAUGAUCUGUUUGUCCAAAGGGCCAUGAUCUGUUUGUCCAAAAGGCCAUGAACUGUUUGUCUAAAGGGCCACGAUCUGCUUGUCCAAAGGGCCACAUAUUUCGUGAAUUAAAGAUUUGAGUUUUCAUGCUCUCCAAGGGCAGGUGUGGAUUGGGAUUUUAAUAUUCAUGCUUUACAGGUUGUGUGGUUUAAUUCAUUGACAUGUCAUACUAGUUUUUUGUGAGCUUCUGUGUUUUCCCUGAAGGUACAUAAUACAGUAGCUGUAGGCCUACAUGGACUUUAUGCCUUAUGUUUCUUUGGUUUAGCAAAACAUUCUGAUGGGAAAAAACUUGCCUGCUUCACACAGUCAGAGAGGGCUGCUGUUCUGGUGCUGUUAUGAAGAGAAACACUUCCCAUUUCAAAUGAUUUAAAACAUUAAUAUUUUCCUACAGAAGACAUGACUUACCUCUGUCAGCAAAGCAACCCCUGAUAUGUUGACUGAACUUUUUCUAUUUUAUUUGAUUAUUAUUUGUCAUUGGGAGAGUGAAUCGUCCUUUGUUACACUGUUUGUGUGUGUGUGUGUGUGUGUGUGUCACAGGAGGUUGGUGGCACUUUAAUUGGGGAGGACGGGCUCAUAGUAACGGCUGGAAUGGCAUACAUGGUAUGGUAUCGAGCACCAUUCCGUUCACUCCAUUCCAGCAAAAUGAUUUGUCGUCCUCCUCUCAGCAGCCUCCUGUAGUGUGUGUGUGUGUGUGUGUACACGCGUGUGUCCUCUGUGUGCUUUUGCAUAAAAUGCUCCAAGGCAGCUUUGUGACAUGUUUGUGUAGUGGUUUUAUUUAUUAUCAUCGUCUGUCUGCUGAGGAUUAUGACCCAUUUCCAGCUGUUUGGUGUGAAUGUUCCAUAAAAACAUUUGACUUGUGAGUGACAUUGUAUUUAUUUAUUCAAUCAAGUAUUUUCUUUUUUGCUAACAAUAUAAUAGAACUUAAUCUGUGCCAAUAAUACUAAUCUAAUAUUUUUCUAAGUUUGCUUACUGUAUGUGUUCCUUAGUAGCUUGUGCCCAUGUAAAACAUAUACAUACAUAUAUUUCAGAACAUUAUGAUAAACAAUAUCAAUAUUAUAUUAUAAUAAAAAAAGUAUGUUUCUUAAUGC